Molecule: messenger RNA, 858 nt
Organism: Entamoeba invadens IP1
Lineage: Eukaryota; Evosea; Mastigamoebida; Endamoebidae
Exons: 1
Coding region: 1-858 (285 amino acids)
Source: RefSeq, a predicted model, not a curated record
AUGCACACGAUGCUUUUUCUUAUUUUAUUACUUUUAUCUGUAAGCUCUUUGUUUACUAAAGAGCAUCACGUUGUCUUUACAAUGGCAGUAGGACCCAAAAGCCAUAAUUAUCUCCACGAGACUAUGGAUUACUUUUUGCAUGCGUAUAACUUCAAUCACCUUGGGAUCAAGAUUGAUUUGUUUUUUACUAAAGGAUGUGAGAAUUGUCAGUUUCCAGAGUUUGACAAAGAACUCAACAGACUCUCCAAUUACGAUUUCAAGGUGUACAAUGUUUCUUUUAAAAUGAUUCCAGUCAACAAAUUAGAAGACAAAGGAAUGGUCAAAUUUCAAGAGAAGUUUGAGAGUUGGGUUGUUGAUUUUAGGAAGGACACGGUGAACGAACGAGAGGAGUCUUGUUAUUGGUGGUACAUCAAAGACUCCAAAAUUAAUCAUUAUGCAUUUAGUCUAGCAAGGUAUGCCAAACAAUAUACAGACGCAGACUACAUCCUCUUUUUGGAAGACGACAUUCUGAUCAAAAAGGACUUCUUUGUCACUCUUAAGAACGUUUUGGAUCAAUACAAAGAUGGCAAACAAGUGGCUACACGGACUAUGAUAUGUCAAGACAAGUAUAAUGAUAUCAAAGUCCAUAACAAACAACUCGGAUUUUGUGUUGCGGGGUUCUUCGGCAUUUUGCUUGGAAAACGAGAGUUUAAGAAGAUCAACAAAUUCUGGAAAUACAUGAAUUGGGGUGUUUGUGUUGACGCUUAUAACUGUUAUAUGGACGACUUCUUGAAUAUGUCCACACCAAUGUUCCAAACGGCUAAGCAUGUCGGGUGGGAAAGAUUCACUACGGUAAAAGACCCGAAGUUUUGGAUGUAA